GAGGAAACUCCGAGUUAAUGAAGAGAAAGGAAGUCAGUCCCAGCUGGAAGAAAUGAAGAAGAGAUAUUCUGAAAAGGUCAAGGAAGUUGAUGGAUUCCAAAGAGAGGUUGCUGAACUUUCCCAGCAGUUGGACAGGGAACAUGAACAGUGCACGCAGCUGGAGGCCAAAAAUCAGGCUUUGCAAGAAGAGCUGUCUGCCCUGCGUGGGGAGUGCGAGAACCUGGCCAUGGACAAAUGCCAGCUGCAAGAAGAGCUGGCAAAACUCCACCAUCAUUUGGAGACCAACGUGGUGGAUCGCAGCCAACUCAAACAGUGUAAAAGAGAGGUGGAAGAACAAGCAGACCAGGAAAUAAGACAAAAACUCCAAGAAGUCAAUGAGUUUUUGCAAGCACAGGCAGCCCACCAGGACACCUUAGAAGAAAUCAGAGCCAGUCAUGUGGACUCACUGAAAAAACAGUUAGAAGACAGAAUUAGAGAUCUGGAACGUGCACUGGGAAGGACAAAAAGCAACCAAGCAGAAAGACCUUUUCAAAAGGAAUCCACCCAGGCAGAAGUGGACAAGUACAAAGAGCUGUAUCUGGUGGAAGCCAAAACCAGAAAAAGCCUCGCCAAGAAACUGGAAAGAGUUCCAGCAGUAACCCCACAGCAGCACCACUGUGGCAUUAUUGGUGUCUUUUCAAGUUGA
This is a messenger RNA of Pseudopipra pipra, 685 nucleotides long. Its product is annotated as ankyrin repeat domain-containing protein 26-like. Lineage: Eukaryota; Metazoa; Chordata; Aves; Passeriformes; Pipridae. The coding region runs from base 53 to 685 and encodes 210 amino acids. The transcript has 4 exons. The record is from RefSeq and is a predicted model, not a curated record.